Molecule: messenger RNA, 489 nt
Organism: Argiope bruennichi
Lineage: Eukaryota; Metazoa; Arthropoda; Arachnida; Araneae; Araneidae
Exons: 2
Coding region: 86-412 (108 amino acids)
Source: RefSeq, a predicted model, not a curated record
ACCGAGUCCAAUAUUCUCCCUGCUCUUUUAGUAUAUACAUCAGAACUUGAUAAACUCUCAUACUGAAGAGGAUUUUGAAUUUUCCAUGAUGGAAUUUUAUAAAAUGUUGUCACUAAAGUUGGCAAUGCUCUUCAUAUUCUCUUCCUACGUCAUGUGCAAUUAUUAUCCACCCUACCCUCAAAUUCCCAUGGCUUACAGACCCCAGUUCCCUGCAAACGACCCACUCUGGUCUCAAUUCUGGGACGUCUACGACUACUCGGGACCUCUAGAACAAGAGCCGAUUGACAGCAGUGUUUUUCAACCUGAAAAUCUUUUCUUUCAGACAAGACUGCCUCAAGUAGACGACGAUGCCUAUGACAGAUACAGAGAGUACUUUUACAGAAGAUAUGGAACUAACUUUUUGGAUAAUUAAGAGAAUAACCUUCAUACCUUUGCAUGGAAGACAAUGUAUGAUUCUACGAGAUACGAUAUAAAGUUUUGCUUAUAAUA